AUGGAGCUUUUCCAGCACCGGCACCUGCGACGUCAGUCCACCGACGUGCUUGGCGCCGUCCACAACUCCAUCAUGCUCGAGCUUAUGCUCCAGAUCAUCUUCUUCAAUGUUCCGGCCACGGCACACUUGCAUGUCGACUGUGCUCAGCCACCAGCAAUAACUUGGCAGAGGAAAUUCGAUGAUGAAGGCAAGAAGGUUGCUAUGCUUAGCAUGACCACUAAUAUCUUCAUAGUUAUACCAUUGAUUUUUAAAAUGCUUCGAUUACACGUCGAAGGAAUCGCGAAAAACCAAGUUGUCGUCUAUGAUCCGCUCAGGAAAUGGAUGGACAACUGCUACCGCGGGGUACCCCUUGGCGGACUAGGGCUCGCCUUUUCGAUGCGCAAAAUGAUGAGGGAUAAAGCUCUGGUCAGGAGACUUUCUGCAUGCGACACAAUGGGUUCUGCAACAACAAGUUUUGAUUAUAUUGAUACCUAAUAAUAACAUGUGCUCAUUUUUGAAUUGAAACAAAAAGAGUCUCUCUAAUAAUAAAUGGGCUCUCUAAUAAUAAGUUCUAAGGAAAUAAAUAUAGAAGUUCAUAUUUCAAAACAAAUGAAGUAUUUUGGAAGUAGAAUAAACUAUUUCAAAGUACACAAAUUAUAUUUAGGUAUCUUUGUGCACUUCAACGUUACUGUACAUGAACUUGUUCUUUUUAUGUGAACUUGUACAUUUGCCCAUCCGUCAAACAGUUUGAGUUGCACUUUUUUGCCAUAUUUGAUCUAUCAUAUUUCUCUAGUUCCAUCUCGUUCGUGAGUUCUUUUGACCGAGAGCUAGUAAGAUCAAACAUGAAUUUACAUCAGUUCAAAAAAUAGAUUGUUGGGAAAUAAGAUUAAGACCAGAAACAAGAAAAUAUGUACAAAAAGAAAAUUAAAAACCGUUUCAUUUGGACCUAUAUAAGAAAACAAUUUGCUGAUCACUACGAAUUUAAAUAAAAACUUGGAAAAGUUUGAAAAAAUCACAUAGAAAGUUCGAACUCCAUAACCUGGCAAGUUCAUGGUAAAAACAAAAAAAGGCAGAAAAGGUACAAUUUAUUUUUCAGUGUACCUAUAAUGUCCAGUUUUUCUUUAAGCUCAAUUCCUAGAUUUCAUUCAGUUCAAUUCUUAUGUAGGUACUUGGUGCUGGCAUUGCUUCACUUCCCUUGUUAUGCUCUCUUCGCCCAAGUUCCGAGAAUCAAGAAAAUAGAUACUAGUGCUUGCAUGAAAAUGUACGAGCAAAAAAACCCCCACAAAGUCCUUUGCGUAGAAACAUCACCUCCACACCCCCUCCAUUCAUGCGCCGUACAUGCUUCUCCUGCCGCCGCGCCGCCUGGUUCCAACGAGGCUGCAUCACACUGGCCCCGGAUCCGCCCGCUUCCAAUGAGGUUGCGUCACCCGCCGGCGCACCUCUGCCUCGCCGUGGGUAGUGGAUGCUCCUCCGCAUCUCAACCUCCUGGUAGCGGGUAGUUCGAUGGUCCCUGUCGCGCUAUGAUCAGCGCUCCCUCGAGCUCCACAAGAAAUUCUUUCCGGCUGCGUCUGCACGUCUG
This is a messenger RNA of Triticum dicoccoides, 1558 nucleotides long. RefSeq lists its product as uncharacterized. The record is from RefSeq and is a predicted model, not a curated record. The transcript has 6 exons. Bases 1 to 474 code for a protein of 157 amino acids. NCBI's taxonomy places the organism in Eukaryota, Viridiplantae, Streptophyta, Magnoliopsida, Poales, Poaceae.